This is a messenger RNA of Schistocerca americana (American grasshopper), 2055 nucleotides long. RefSeq names its product sodium channel protein Nach-like. The coding region runs from base 1 to 1578 and encodes 525 amino acids. The transcript has 10 exons. Gene Ontology annotation, biological process: sodium ion transmembrane transport. The record is from RefSeq and is a predicted model, not a curated record. Gene Ontology annotation, molecular function: ligand-gated sodium channel activity. Gene Ontology annotation, cellular component: membrane. Lineage: Eukaryota; Metazoa; Arthropoda; Insecta; Orthoptera; Acrididae.
AUGAAGCUCACGCUCCUAUGGGCGGUCGUGCAAGUGGCGGCGGGCGUGUGGUGCGCGCGCUACAUCCUGGCCGUGUACCGCGACUACCAGGACACGCCGACCGCCACUACCGUCGAGUCCACCACGCACCCUAUCUGGAGCGUCCCCUUCCCCGCGCUCGCCGUCUGCAAUAUCAACAGGAUUAGCCGGGCUGCCGUUAUCGCAAUGGCUGCCAAUAUCGCCGCCACCGGGCUGGAGGCUGGGCGGCUGGAGCGUCUGCUGCCGCUGCUGGGCCGCCUGCACGAGACGCAGCCCGGGGACCCGCGCCACCCGGACCCCCGCCUGCGGGAGCUGCACGGCGCGCUCGAGCUGGCCGCCCAGCGAGACACGCCCGCUGCUGGCGAAGCCCCCUACCACGUCACACGCCUCAUGCGUCAGUUGACGCCGAAGUGCGAGCAGAUGAUGGUGCGCUGCAGCUGGCUGGGCCACACGCGGCCCUGCGGGGAGCUGUUCAAGCUGCGCAAGACGUGCGACGGCUACUGCUGCAUCUUCAACUACCGGCGCACGGGGGAUCACUUCGGGAAGGGGUCAGCGCGGAUACGAAAGGUACUACGUGUGAACGCAACGGGGCCUUACAUGGGUCUCACGGUGCUGGUCGACACCAUGACGCACGAUUAUGUGUACCCACUCAUCGCCACCCGUGGCCUCAAGGUGGUGGGGGCGGGGCGGCAGCUGCUGCUGUUCAAGCCCGGCGACUUCGCGGACGCGUCGAGCGGCGGCCUGAUGGAGAAGCUGCUGGGACCGCGCCGUGAGUUCUUCAUCCGGCUGUCGGCGCAGACCGUGGCCGCCACGAGCGAGGUGCGCUCCUUCAGCCCUCAGAAGCGCCGCUGCCUCUUCGAGGACGAGCUGCAGGAGCGCCUGGGCAUGGACUACUCGCAGAGCGACUGCUUCGUCAGCUGCCGCAUCAGGUCCAUCACCACGCUGUGCCGCUGUCGGCCGUUCUACCUGCCGGACACAGGGGAAAUACGUGUGUGCAACUUGCAAGAUAUCGACUGUCUCACGAAAUACGAAGAGAAGUGGGCAACGCCGCGGCCGCCAGACGGCAUCCCCGGGCUGGAGCUGGAGCGCGAGGAGUCCAUCGAGUGCCCUGAGUGCCUGCCCUCGUGCAGCGACGUCCACUACACCAUCAGGGCCAACUCCGCGCCCUUCGCGCCACCCAACGGGCUCGACACUUCACACCCACUCCUUGACGGCGUGGAACUGGGUAACCACAGCAUCGUAAACUUGUAUUUCGAACGCGCCGACUCCGUCCUUCUGCGUCAAGAUGUCCUGUACUACUGGUACGACCUACUGAGUAACUUUGGCGGCGUGUGCGGGCUGUUCGUGGGGGCGAGCCUGGUGAGCAGCGUGGAGCUGGUGUACUUCGCGACUGUCCGCCUGGGCCAGGCGUUGAUGGGCGGCCAGAGGGACGGCACAGCUGAAGUGCUGCUUCGUCAGCCGCAGCCGCGCAGCGUCUUACCAGCCGACACCGUGAGAAGGCAGCAGGUGCGCCGAAGCGGCCGUGGACGCCUCUACUGGCGCGAGUUCAAACCAUCCUGACGCGUCGCUUAAUUGUUACAAUGCUUCCAAAACGCGCUUAGAUUACCACCUAGACAACACUGUUUCACCUUCUCGCAGAAAUUAGUUCUCACUAAAAGUUAUACAGGGUGCACCAUAGGUUUGUUAUUGCUGUCCUCGGUUCGAAGACUAGUUUGAUGCAACUCUCCACGCCAAUCCAUAUUGGACAGGCCUCUUCAUUUCUGCGUAACUACCACAACGCACUUUCAUUUGAACUUGCUUACUGUAAUCAAGCUUUGGUCUCCCGCCACAGUUUUUGCACUCCUUCGAUUCUCAAUUACCAAAUUUACAAUUAAGCGCUGCAUCAAGUUGUGUCCUAUUAAAGGAUCCUUUCUUAUACUCAAGUUGUGCCAUAUAUCUUUUCCUCCAGUUCGAUUCGGAACCUCCUCAUUCGUUAUUCCAUGUAAUUAUCAAUAUUUUCCUGUAGCACCACAUUUCAAAAGUUUCUAUUCUCCUCUU